This is a messenger RNA of Fimicolochytrium jonesii, 1383 nucleotides long. RefSeq lists its product as uncharacterized. The coding region runs from base 234 to 1223 and encodes 329 amino acids. Gene Ontology annotation, molecular function: protein binding. The record is from RefSeq and is a predicted model, not a curated record. The transcript has 2 exons. NCBI's taxonomy places the organism in Eukaryota, Fungi, Chytridiomycota, Chytridiomycetes, Spizellomycetales, Powellomycetaceae.
GUGAGAAGCCUCUUCCGUGCGCUUGUGAGGCUGCGCUCGCCGCUUGCUCAACGACAACCCACACCCACCACCUCACUCUUCCAACGGCGCCAGAACAAACAUAAGAACCGAAGGAGAAUGCUAUAGGCCAUCGCCUGCUGGUAGAGCUAGGCCAGUCCCAGGACUCUCCCCCACCGAGAAUUACCACACGGGGCAGGAACCCCGACUCCGCCCCGCCCGCCACAUUCGCCAACAUGGAACUAAUCCCUGUAAUAGUCGUAACGACCCUCUCGACCAUCCUCAUCCUCGCUCUCCUUCUCGGCACCGCCUACCUGCUCGUCACCCGGCACCGCAAUCGCUCCCUCGAAACCAAAAGACAGUACUUCCAGCUCGAAGAUAACCGCGACAUUGGGAAGAACGGGGUCGAGAAGAAUGGGGCCGAUUUCCAUCACGUCGAGAAUAACCCCCUCAUGCAUACGUUACCUGCGUUCCUGCAGGGCAACGAGGGGUUACCGACGUAUGUGGUGAUUAAAGAUGCGAGGCCGAGGAAGAAGGAUGAGGUGGGGUUGAGUGUGGGGGAUGUGAUGACGAUUUCCAUGACGUUUACGGACGGAUGGUGCCACGGGUAUAACCACACCACCCGACAAGUCGGCAUGUUCCAUAUCUCGUCGAUUGCUAGUUCGGAACGACAUUUGCCCAAAGCGCUCAAACCUCUCUCUCCAGCCCAUUCGCCACCCCUCACACCACCACCUACAACCAUCAACGACAACACAGACGACGCAGACGCUAUCCUCACACCACCACCCCUCCCCAACAAUUUAACAUCACUGCUCCCGGUAGAGCAAGUCCAGCGCAAACCCGGCCUGUUGAUGUCAAUGGUCAACCCCGAAACAGCAAUGGGGAUCGUCUCCGACUCCAUCAGCGCCGAACGCCGGGCACAAUAUUUCGAAGCCACUCUUCCCGAAAUCAUCCGCAAGAAAUCAACAUCCUCCCAGUCGAACCCCGGGUCACCGCGUCCCAGCUUCGAUUCCGCGACGAGACCGGGGAUCACGCGCGCACAAUCGGCUUGGGGGGUGUUACGGGUCGGGUGGAAGGAGGCGGUGAGGAAGGAGUUGGAUGCGGGGUAUGAUGAGUGGCUGGCGAGGAGGGAGAGGUUUGAUAUUUGGGCGCUUGUUGCGGAGAAUUAUGGGAGGAAUGGAUGGGCGGGGAGUGGGAGUGGGAGUGAGAGUGGGGGGUCGGUUUGAAUGAGGACUUUCGGCGUAUGGGUGCUGAGGACGUGGAGGCGGCGUAGCGCACAUUGAGCUGAGAGAUGUACAUAUUGUGUUUGAGACGCGUACAUAUGGCCCAUAUAUACAGCCGACAACGAAAGUGAAGAGGCAAAAUUCGGUACAAUUGAUCGUACAA